AUGGCCGCGAGGAAGGCAGGGCAGGGCCGGGCCCAGAUGGUUCCUGUGGAGGAAGCAGCGGGCACAGCUGCACGCCUGCUUCCCGGCCCGGCCGCACUAUCUUGGUGACACAGCUGGCCGCCUCGCCUGCAGGCUGCGGGGAGACCUCCCCUACAGCGGCCUCCCCAAGCCCGCCCCGUCACAUGAGCCCCUGCGGCCCCCCGCCCCUUCCCCAGGCCGCAGGCAGCGGCUGCUAGAAGGCCCCGAGCGGCCUGGGGGACGGAGGCCUCCGGCUCUGAGGAGCCCAGGCUGGCCGCAGCCCCGCGUCUUCCCUCCAGGCCCCACGAGGUCAGGCGGGGCACUCACAGCCACGCUUGGGCUCCGGCCCCACGUUGGCCACUGGAGGGCGGCCAGCCUCACGCCCAGCGUAGGAUUUUCCAUCUCCUGGAUCCACCUCCAGCUCCAUGUCCCGGGCAUCUCCUGAGCUGGAGAGCGGGCCCCUGGCCUCCACCAGCUGCUCGGCGCCCCGGGGUCCCAGGAAGGGCGGCCCAGUUGCAGCAGACAGGAAGGAGAAGGCCGCAGCGAUGCCCGACUCCCCCGCCGAGGUGAAGACGCAGCCCCGGUCCACGCCCCCCAGCAUGCCGCCCCCGCCGCCCGCCGCAUCCCAGGGGGCCCCACGGCACCCCUCCUUCACGCCCCACACAAAUCGAGAGGACGGACCUGUGAUGUCUCUGCCCCACGGCCGUUUUCAUGGCUGCUUAAAAUGGUCUAUGGUCUGUCUUUUGAUGAACGGCAGCACACACUCACCGACGGCCGUCAACGGCACCCCGUCCACGCCCAACGGUUUCAGCAAUGGCCCGGCCACCUCAUCCACGGCCUCGCUGUCCACGCAGCACCUGCCCCCCGCCUGCGGGGCGCGGCAGCUGAGCAAGCUGAAGCGGUUCCUCACCACCCUGCAGCAGUUUGGCAACGACAUCUCGCCGGAGAUCGGGGAGCGCGUGCGCACGCUGGUGCUGGGGCUCGUGAACUCCACGCUGACCAUUGAGGAGUUUCACUCCAAGCUCCAGGAGGCCACCAACUUCCCGCUGCGACCUUUUGUCAUCCCCUUCCUGAAGGCAAACCUGCCGUUGCUGCAGCGGGAGCUGCUGCACUGCGCCCGCCUGGCCAAGCAGACCCCUGCCCAGUACCUGGCCCAGCACGAGCAGCUCCUGCUGGAUGCCAACGCCUCUUCCCCUAUCGACUCCUCGGAGCUCCUGCUGGAGGUCAACGAGAACGGCAAGAGGAGGACCCCUGACAGGACCAAAGAGAACGGGUCGGACCGGGACCCGCUGCACCCCGACCACCUCGGCAAACGGCCGUGCACCCUGAGCCCUGCCCAGCGCUACAGCCCCAGCAACGGGCUGCCCCACCCCACGCCACCACCGCACUACCGCCUCGAGGACAUGGCCAUGGCCCACCACUUCCGUGACUCUUACCGCCACCCUGACCCCCGGGAGCUGCGGGAGCGCCAUCGGCAGCUCGCGGUGCUCGGGUCCCGGCAGGAGGAGGUGAUCGACCACAGGCUCACCGAGCGCGAGUGGGCCGAGGAAUGGAAGCACCUCAACAACCUCCUGAACUGCAUCAUGGACAUGGCGGAGAAGACGCGGCGGUCGCUCACCGUGCUGCGCCGGUGCCAGGAGGCCGACCGCGAGGAGCUCAACCACUGGAUCCGGCGCUACAGCGACGCUGAGGACACCAAGAAGGGGCCCACACCCACCACCGCCCGGCCCCUCAACAGCUCCGCGGGCGCAGAGGGGCCUCAGCUGGACAUGCCCCGGGAGUUCCUGCCAAGGACCCUGUCCGGCUACAUGCCCGAGGAGAUCUGGAGGAAGGCUGAGGAGGCAGUGAACGAGGUGAAGAGGCAGGCGAUGUCUGAGCUGCAGAAAGCUGUGUCGGACGCAGAGCGGAAGGCCCAUGAGCUCAUCAGCACAGAGCGCGCCAAGAUGGAGCGGGCCCUGGCCGAGGCCCGGCGGCAGGCCUCAGAGGACGCCUUGACUGUCGUCAACCAGCAGGAGGACUCCAGCGAGAGCUGCUGGAACUGUGGCCGCAAGGCAAGCGAGACGUGCAGUGGCUGCAACGCGGCGCGCUACUGCGGCUCCUUCUGUCAGCACAAGGACUGGGAGAAGCACCACCACGUGUGCGGCCAGAGCCUGCAGGGCCCCGCAGCCGUGGUGGCCGACCCCGUGCCCGGACCGCCCGAUGCCACCACCAGCCUGGGCCCCUGCCUGCCCACGGGCGCCACCAGCCCCAGCGAGGCCGGCUCCGCAGGGCCCUCUCGCCCCGGCUCCCCCGGCCCGCCUGGCCCACUGGACCCUGCGCCCCGCUGACCCCUCCAGGACCCCGAUGCCCAGCCCACGGACGCCGCGCCCACCCGGCCCCGGCCCUCUGGACGCUGCGCCCGGCCCCGGGACCCCGACCAUUGGAGUCACUGCUGCUACUGCUUCUCUCCAAAAGAAAACACAGAACCAACAAAACUGCAUUCAACGCGACUUCCUCAGCUACCUGGCGCUCUCGCGGGGCGGCCUCCUGAGCAUCCUCAGAAGCCCCCUGAGGGCUUUACCCCGCGGGGCUGACCUGCCUCUCUCUCUGUCUCUCUCUUCUGUCUUGACGACUUUCACACACUUUAUCUUUAAGGAAAAAAUCUAAUCAUUCGGUGGCUUAUAUUUUCAGUGAAGAAUUUUGGGGGGUUUUGUAGCAGAAGAGCUACUCAGAAAUGGAUACAGAAAACUGUGGGGGUUUUUUCCCCCCUUCCUGAUGAAAAAGGGAAAAAGAAAAUGUAUUUUAUAGCCGGAGAUCUGAGCCGCUGUCUCACCGGAACCACCCAGGGGUGUGUGCGCCGCGGUGAAGACGGUAAGAAGGAUUUCAAUUUCCGACUCAAGAAGCAUUUUUUGGUUUCAGAUUUUUUGUUUUUCCUUUAACGUCAAACUCUUUGGCUUUAAGUAGAAAUCCAAAAAGUUUUUUUAAGAAAAGUACAGGAAGCAUUCCUGUAAACUACCUUGCCAGCUAGCCAGCCAAGGACGCCGGACACACCUCUGCUGCAAAGGAAAUCCAAAAAGCAAACACACAAAGUUAAAAUCCAAAAUGUUUUGUCACUGCCAAAGUAAUUUUUCACUGUUCGACUCCACUCUUGGGUUUAUUCCGACGUCGGUCUUUCUCUCACUUCAAUUCUGUUUCCGGAGUGUUGGGAUCCUGGGGUGUGGAGGGGUUUGCCCAACAAGAAGCAACUUUGUUUCUCUUCACCUCGACCUCGACCACUGCGCCUUCGCGGUCGCGGAGGGCAGGUCCGGGGGGCAGCGCGGUGGCGACGCCCCGUGUGUGCACGUGCGCGUGUGUACAUGUGCGCCAGCGGCUCACCAGCUGUGUGUCCACUUGUGUGCAGGGGACGAUACCUCUGUCUGUCCUCAUGCCCUCUGUGAAUUUUUAUCACAUUUCAUUUUUUCCACUUAUGAAAAAAAGUGCUAACGUGUCCUUCCCAGAGAGAGCGUAAUUCCGAGACAAGACUGUGACAAUCUUUUGGGCUGAUCCUUGACUGCUUUUGCAAGCACAAGGAGACAGCGCUGGCCUCUGACUCUGCUUCUCCGUGUCCCUCCUCUACCUCUCCCGGCUCCGCGAUGCCGCCGCCCAUCUCGUCCACCCCAGUGUCUCCUGCGCCCACUCUCCUUUCUCCACACUUUUGCAGAAAAAGAAAAAACUACCGACAAGAACAGUCGCCCUCUCGGCCCCUCUGGAGACUUGGUCAGCUGUAUAUAACCCGGCGCUGUGUCCCGCUGCUCCUCGGGGGUGUUCCCUCGGACGCCCCUGCUCAAUUCCCUGGCGAGCCCAAGGAGGACAUGAAGGAACAGGACAUUCUCGCCUGCAGCCCACAGGAGAACAAACAGCAGACACGGCCCGCGAGCUGCCGUGCCCGGCGUCGCUGUAAGAAGUUCCCAGGACUGGAGUGCAAUACGGGGAGUGACCAGCUACUGAACCCGGGGCUCCCGGGGGCCCCGCCGAGAGGCGAGGAGUCAAUGGUGUGCGUUAAUGUGAAUGUAUAUAGUCCCUGCAGAGGUCCAAAUAAUGAUAUUCAUGAUGAUGAUAAUAAAGAAGAUGUUUGCCAAAUAAAAAAGAGAAACCUUGGAAAUAUGUAAACUUUAGAAAAUAGAUUUUCAAAGAAAUCUGAA
Messenger RNA from Equus caballus (horse), 4178 nucleotides. It is a transcript of the gene CBFA2T3, whose product is annotated as CBFA2/RUNX1 partner transcriptional co-repressor 3. Gene Ontology annotation, cellular component: nucleus. NCBI's taxonomy places the organism in Eukaryota, Metazoa, Chordata, Mammalia, Perissodactyla, Equidae. The record is from RefSeq and is a predicted model, not a curated record. Gene Ontology annotation, molecular function: transcription corepressor activity. Gene Ontology annotation, biological process: negative regulation of DNA-templated transcription; DNA-templated transcription.